UUUAAGUUGAAAUUAAACAGGCAAGGAUGAAAAGAGAACUUGUUUAUAACCAGUGGAUAUUUUGGCAGGUAUCGAGGACGAAACACUGAUAUCCACAUGAGAAAUUAAGGUUCCUGGGGCUGUAACUUAACCUUUGCUAGGUCGGAAAGAAGCAGCAUAGUUCGAAGAUGAAGUCCAUGAGUAAUGAUGAUAACAACAACAGUAACAAUACUACUAACUGGUUAGGUUUUUCUCUCUCUCCUCUCAUGAAAAUGGAGGUUAGCAAUCAAGACCCUCAUCACCAGACACAAUCUGCUUCUGAUGCUGUUGCUGCUGGUGGUGGUAGUGGCGUUACUACAGCGGUACCAUCAAGCUUUUUCCAAUCCCCAUCUCAUCUUAAUUAUGGACUUUAUUAUGGAGUUGAAGGACAAAAUGGCGGCUUGUAUUCUCACUUUCCUGUGAUGCCACUUAAGUCUGAUGGGUCUCUUUGUUUAAUGGAAGCUCUUGGCAGGUCACAGCCACCAGCAAUGGUUCCUACUUCAACUCCAAAACUGGAGGAUUUCUUUGGGGGUGCAGCCAUGGGGACCCAUCACUAUGAAAGCAGUGACAGAGAAGCCAUGUCUCUUAGUUUAGACAGCAUGUAUUACCAUCAAAAUCCGGAUCAGGAACACAACAAUCAAAAUUGCCUAGACCACCUGCAACACUCUUCAAGGCAGCAGCACCAACAGCAGCUUCCGGUCCAACAAUACCAAUAUUACUCAGGAUAUAGUAACCACGAAAUGUUACUAGGAGAAGAAGCCAAAGAAACCCAUGUUACUGAUUGUAAUCUUCAGCUCCCACCAAUGGCUGAUGAUAGGGCACCUGGCGUGAAGCACUGGGUUUCAAGAAACUACUCAACUGAACAUGCAAUGAAUCAGAAGAUGAUUGGCUGCAUGGGUGAUAAUGGAGCUGAAUCUGGCUCUAUUGGUGCAAUGGCCUAUGGUGAUUUACAGUCUUUGAGCUUGUCCAUGAGUCCUGGCUCACAAUCAAGCUGUGUUACUGGUUCACAGCAAAUCUCACCUUCUGCAACUGACUAUGCAGCUAUGGAAACCAAGAAAAGAGGGCCUGAGAAGGUAGAUCAGAAGCAAAUUGUCCACAGGAAAUCCAUUGAUACUUUUGGGCAGAGAACCUCACAAUAUAGAGGUGUUACAAGACAUAGAUGGACGGGAAGAUAUGAAGCGCAUCUGUGGGACAACAGUUGCAAGAAAGAAGGGCAGAGCAGGAAAGGAAGACAAGUUUAUUUAGGGGGUUAUGACAUGGAAGAGAAAGCCGCAAGAGCUUACGAUCUAGCUGCACUCAAGUAUUGGGGACCCUCCACUCACAUCAAUUUUCCUUUGGAAGAUUACCAAAAGGAACUUGAAGAAAUGAAGAACAUGACUAGACAGGAGUAUGUUGCUCACUUGAGAAGGAAAAGCAGUGGAUUUUCAAGGGGAGCAUCAAUGUACAGAGGAGUGACAAGACAUCAUCAACAUGGAAGAUGGCAGGCUCGGAUAGGCAGAGUUGCAGGGAACAAGGACCUUUAUCUUGGAACAUUUAGCACUCAGGAGGAAGCAGCUGAGGCUUAUGACAUAGCGGCUAUCAAAUUCCGUGGGGUGAAUGCUGUGACUAACUUUGACAUAACAAGGUACGAUGUGGAAAGAAUCAUGGCAAGCAAUACCCUUCUUGCCGGAGAACUGGCUCGGCGAAACAAAGAUAUAGGAACCGGUAAUGAUGAAGCUAUCAAUCAUAACCUUUUAACUGAUAACAGCAAUGGUGAAUCCAAUAUUUCAUCAAAGAACAAUGAAGGUCAACCAGACUGGAAAAUGGUCCUUUAUCAGUCCUCUGAACAGCAACUUGAGCAGAAAGAGCCAAAUAUUACCGAGAACUAUAAGACUCAGACUUUCUCGCUAGCCCCACAAAACGUGGCUGGGAUUGACACAAUCAGCUCGGGCCAGAGAGAGGCGGAUGAUUCAAGCAAGAUGGGGACUUACUUGUCGAAUGCUUCUUCAUCGGUCACUCGUUUGAGCAGCUCAAGGGAAGUUAUCCCAGAUAGAAGCAGCCUGCCAAUGUCGUUUGCCAUGCCUCCUCCAGCAACCAAGUUGUUCACUAGUUCAGCAAAUGCUGUGAAUUCUUGGAUUCCUUCAGCUCAGCUGAGGCCUGCACUCUCCAUGCCUCACAUGUCAGUUUUUGCUGCGUGGACAGACGCAUAGAUUAGACGUUUUGGUAUAGUAGCAAAAUGUUUUCUUUUCUUUUUUUUUUUUGCAUGGAAAAAAAUCACAAGAAAAAAAAAAAAGUUUGGCCUUUUAUGAGUUUUUCUUUAGUGGAGAAAAUUGGGGAGUUAAUGGAGGUCUAUGUGGGACACGUUGUGAAGAAGAACAAAGUUUAAACUCAUCCUUUUUAACCUCUCCUAUGAAGAUCUUGAAAAAAAAAUUGAUAGUGGGAAAGCUUUAAAAGACAUUAUGAUUGAAGUCUAUGAAAUGAUUUUUGCAAUAUGGGGGGAUGACCCCUUAAGUACAGAAACAGCUCAGUAUGUGUAGUAAUAAUGCAAAGCAGGUCUUCAACUCUGGGCCUUUGACCACAAUACCUCUGAUCUCAAACAUCCUGUGGUUCUCUAUAUCCAUAACAACAUCAUUGCCAAAUACCGAUAUCAGCUUUCUCUAAAGAAAAUGGGAGACAUUCCUUCCCAUAAUUCAAAGAGAGAAAAGAAGGGUCCGAGGGUGAUGGAUUCCCUCCUGUGUUGUGUGAGAAAUGUAGGUGCUUUUAUAGUUUAUAAUGAUUCAAGGGCACAUAAUUAUUUCAAAAUUUGUCUGCUAUUUUGUUGGAA
Messenger RNA from Durio zibethinus, 2821 nucleotides. Lineage: Eukaryota; Viridiplantae; Streptophyta; Magnoliopsida; Malvales; Malvaceae. The record is from RefSeq and is a predicted model, not a curated record.